CGGCGAGCUGUCGUGCACGUGCAUUUGUGUGACGCGCGGGGAUGUGCGUGCCUCGCUCUCCGUUUCUCCACGCCCCCCAGCUUUCAUCCCAGUGCUCCCAUAGGCUCGGUGCAAAGCACGCACAAAAAUGCCCAGCAAGAGAAAGAAGAACAAGCGUCGCAUGAGGAGGGAGCAGGCCCAGAGGAGAGGCCUUGAAGAGCAGCAUGCAGCCUACCCGCCAGCCAAAGCCACUCCUGCGAUGGCAGUGGACGCGCCACCUGCAGCGACCUCAAAGAAAGCGGCCAAAACUCCGGCUCCAGCAAAGAUCCCAGUGGCAGUUCCGAUUGUUGUCCCCACCGUGAAGACCCCAAUCGUUAAACCACAACCAGUUGUGGAAAAGGCGAUCCCAGCGCCAGUGAAGGAGCCGGUCCCAGCGCCAGUGAAGGAGCCGGCCCCAAUGCCAGUGAAGGAGCCGGUCCCAGCGCCAGUGAAGGAGCCGGUCUCGGUGCCAGCGGAGGAGCCGGUCCCGGUGGCUGUUGAAGAGCCGGCCCCGGUGGCAGUGGAGGAGCCGGUCCCAGUCGAGGUAGCGGUGCCAGAGGUGGCGGCUGUGGUGUUGGAACAGACGCCGGCAGUCGUUGAGGUCAAGGUCCCAGCUCCGAUUGCUGAAGAACAACCCGUUGUUGAGGCUCCACCGGUAGAGCCUUCCACAGUUGAAGUCGCGAUUGUGCAGGAGGCUGAACCUAUCAUUCCUAAACCAGAACCAGUGACACAGCUCACACCCCCAGCUGAGGCUCCAGCAGCAGCCCCUGUUGAGAUGCAGAUUCAGGCGGAGGCGACUAUAACCGAAACCACAGAGACUGCACAGACGCGCGACGCCCGCGAGCCACAGGCAGAAGCGAAGGGCGAGGAUGAGGCGGCCGCGGAGGCCGAGGCGGAGGUCGUAGACGGGAUCGCCGCAGCGGAGAUUGUAACGGAAACAACCGAAGAAGAAGCCGUCGGAGCCCCGGAGGCGGCUCCGCAGGCCGCGCUGGAGCUCGGCGCGAAGGCACCGGAGCCAGAACGGGAGGCCGAAGCUGUCGCGCGCCCCGCAGCCGAGGGGGAGGGGGAGGGGGAGGAGCCGGCCAAAGAAGACGCACCGGACGUCCCGCCUGAGCCCGUUGCCAUGACAGAGGCUGCUCCUGACCCAUCUGUGGGAAUCCCAGCAUAUCCGUUGGGUCCCCAGGUGCCAGAAGCCGUCUCUGAGGCUUUGGUAGAAGAGGCGAAAGCCCUUUUAACUGAAGUCAAAGAGAGCGUUGCCGACAGCCUGGUUGAUGACUUCGUUGUCACAGACUCCGUUGCAGCGGAGGACGUCGCCAAUGCACAGGCUGUUGAGGUGCAGCCGGAAAUUGUGAGCAACACCAAAUCAGAAUCUGUGGACGCUUCGCCCGCCGAGCCGCUGGCUGCCCCUGCAGAGGAAACGCUCAUUGACGCCGCUGCUGAGCAGAAAUGUUCCGAGGUGCUUUCAGAAGAGCCCAAGCAGGGGAUGUGCGACAUACCGUGUCAGAUGCAGCUCGCCGUGGAGUCUCUGCAGCUCGCCUCAAUGGAGAUGUCGGUGGAAGCGGCGCUGAACGGACACGUCGUUCCGGAGGUCUCCAUCGAGGGCUAGAUUCACUCCACGCAACUCGGAUGAUCUUUUUUUCUUUUUGUGUUUAUUCCCCUUUGGCCAUUUGGAGGACUCAAAGCUUUACGGCUGAUCUUGUUCAUUUUUUAGGGCUUACGCAUGGAAUUCUAAGAAGAACAUCCACACUUUGAAGUGCCUUUCUGGCCCCCGGUUCCCGUGGUAACAUCAAACCAGAUGUCACCACGCAGCAAAUCAGGCUCCGGUCGCGAGUGUGCAGUAAUGGUAACCGACCCAUCGUGGCCACUUUUAAAUAAAAAAAAAUAAAAAAAAUCUGUAUUCCUCCCUGAAAACACGGGCAGUGAAUUUGCAUUAAGAACGGAAGCAGACGUGCUGGAGAUUCCAAAAACAAGAUGAAUGGCAGCGCCUGGACACGUCGGUUCCUCUCCGGUGCGUUGGCGUCAUCACUGCACGCGCUCCAUGCAGGUGGAAUCUGUGGCGCCGAUGUUCACAUAUAGGUGGGGGGGGUCACUACUUGCUUGUUUUUCACACUUAAAAAAAAGUCUUUUUACGCUCAAACAGACACUCUUACAAACCUCUACAUAGUCCUCGUUUGUGUCCCCUUCACUGUCCCCCAGUUCCACUCUCUGCCUCGACUAAGUGCCACUGCAACACACAUCCUGAAGCUAGAGUUUUAGGUUUUAUGGCCACCGGAAAAUGAGAGUCGAGGGGGAUGAGCUGAGGUCUUUAUUUUUUUCCUACACUUUUUAAAAAAUGUCGUUUUGUAUAGAACAUAUGAUGUGCUACAGUCCUGUGUUCAACAUCUGUGCUCUGGAGGGGAAAUGUAAUGUGAUCCGAGGAAAAGGAUCACGGUCAAACUGAUGUUGGUCCAACUUUUAAAUAAAGCUGUAACUCAUUGUGA
Messenger RNA from Gasterosteus aculeatus aculeatus (three-spined stickleback), 2498 nucleotides. RefSeq lists its product as uncharacterized. The record is from RefSeq and is a predicted model, not a curated record. Lineage: Eukaryota; Metazoa; Chordata; Actinopteri; Perciformes; Gasterosteidae.